AUGGCCAACACACGAUACGGUGUUGUGCUUGGCGUGAUAGCUGUAUCACUUCUGCUCUUUAUGCAGUUGAUCGCCUUCAAGCAGCCUCCUAAUGAAGGGCCAUCCUCCAGCUUUGACCCUAAAUUCAGUUCCUGGAGAGACAGGGCUGGAGCAGCGACGGAUAGCAGCUUGUUCCUGUUGGGCGCAGGCAAAGCAGACGUGACGGGACCUGUUGUUGAGGUUGGCUUCAACGGCUAUGCCAGCUUGGAUCAAAAGGGCACGGGACUACGACAGAGACUCUACUCGCGCGCCUUCAUCAUGGCUAACCCAGGCAAUCCGGAAGAUACCUUUAUCUACCUCGUGCUUGAUACUCAGUCCGGCGACACUGCGAUUAGAAAUGGCGUUCUGAAAGGACUGGCCUCUUUGGGAGGUGAUUAUACGCGAUAUGGCGAGCACAACGUUGCGCUGACGGGAACACAUUCCCACUCUGGCCCCGGAGCGUGGAUGAACUACCUUCUACCGCAGCUCCCCAACUUGGGCUUCGAUAAGCGUAGCUAUCAAGCCAUCGUGGAUGGUACGAUCUUAUCAAUCAAGCGGGCACACGAGAGCCUUACGCCAGGGCGAUUGUCCUUUGGGUCAAUCGAUCUGGAGAAUGCAAACAUCAAUCGCAGUCCAUUUUCCUAUGACCACAACCCUGAGGAAGAAAAAGCCAAAUAUUCCGCCAAUGUGGAUAAGACUUUGACGCUUUUACGUUUCGACCGCGAGUCGGAUAACAAGACUGCUGCGGUGCUGACUUGGUUCCCUGUCCACGGCACGUCGCUGUACAACAACAACACCCUCGUGACUGGUGACAAUAAAGGCGUUGCGGCCUAUCUUUUCGAACGGAGCAUUGUGGGUGAUUCUCGGUUCGCUCAGGACGCUAUCAUUGGCUUUUCCCAGGCCAAUGUUGGUGAUACAAGUCCUAACACCGAAGGUGCUUGGUGCGAAGAUGGCUCCAAUGUCAUGUGCAACUAUUCCGACAGUACCUGUGGUGGCUCGUCGGGAGGCACCACCCCGGGGACUAACGAGGCGUGCCAUGGGCGAGGUCCCUUUUUCCAGGAGAAAGACAACGGUGCCAAGAGCUGCUUUGAGAUUGGAAAACGUCAAUAUUCCGCAGCCAAGACACUCUAUGAUCAGAUGGAUGCAACGCGCACCCCCAUUGUCGGCAGCUCGGAAGUACGAUCGUUCCACGUCUACCACGACAUGAACGGCUACACCUUCCCCUCGCCCUUCAACGGCACCACGUUGAAGACAUGCCCCGCUGCAUUGGGCUACUCGUUCGCAGCCGGGACGACCGAUGGACCGGGCGCAUUCGAUUUUACCCAGAACGCCAGCAGUCCAGCGACCGAGAAUCCACUGUGGAAGGUCGCACGUGCAUUCAUCCAUCAACCCUCCGAAGAGCAAAAAGAAUGCCAGGGAGCCAAGGACGUGUUGCUAGAUGUGGGCACAUUGACCGAGCCGUAUGCGUGGGCACCUGACAUUGUGGACAUUCAAGUUCUCCGAGUUGGUCAGCUAUUCAUCAUCGUGUCCACCAGCGAGGCCACCACCAUGUCCGGGCGACGCUGGAAGGCAGCGAUUGCUCAAGGUGCCCAAAAGUCGCUCUCUGUUUCAGAUCCACUGGUGGUCCUUGGUGCUCCAUCCAAUAGCUACGCCCAUUAUGUGGCUACGGAAGAGGAAUACAGUGUUCAGCGCUACGAAGGGGCCUCUACUCUAUACGGCCCCAGCACUCUUGCCGCGUACAUCAAUUUGACCCUCACAUAUCUCCCCUAUUUGGGGAGUACCUCUGACAUUGCCAAGCUGGCGACUAUCCCCGCUGGGCCCAGCCCCCGCUUCAUCACGGGCGUGAUCUACGACAACGCCCCGAUCGGCAAAUCGUUUGGCGAUGUUCUGUCCAACCCUGACAAACGCACGUAUGGGCCCGGUGACACGGUCAAAACCACCUUUGUUGGCGCCAAUCCACGCAAUAACUUCCAUCAGGAGUCCACCUACGCGGCCGUCCAACGGAAGACUGACUCGGGCAGCUGGGAGGUGGUCCGGAACGAUCGUGACUGGAACCUGGUCUUCCUCUGGAAGCGCACGAAUGGUGUCCUCGGCUACAGCGAGGUGACCCUGCAGUGGCAGAUCGAAGAUUCUUAUUACAGUGUGGGUAACCCGACUCCUUUGGAAAGUGGAACAUAUCGUAUGCACUACUACGGAGACUCGAAGAAUGUGCUUGGGAAGAUCAACUCGUUCGAAGGCAUUGGAGGGACCUUUACUGUGAAGGUGUAA
Messenger RNA from Penicillium diatomitis, 2286 nucleotides. RefSeq names its product neutral/alkaline ceramidase. NCBI's taxonomy places the organism in Eukaryota, Fungi, Ascomycota, Eurotiomycetes, Eurotiales, Aspergillaceae. Gene Ontology annotation, molecular function: N-acylsphingosine amidohydrolase activity. Gene Ontology annotation, cellular component: extracellular region. The coding region runs from base 1 to 2286 and encodes 761 amino acids. Gene Ontology annotation, biological process: ceramide catabolic process; long-chain fatty acid biosynthetic process; sphingosine biosynthetic process. The transcript is spliced from 3 exons. The record is from RefSeq and is a predicted model, not a curated record.